Messenger RNA from Apis dorsata (giant honeybee), 2154 nucleotides. RefSeq names its product AT-rich interactive domain-containing protein 5B-like. The transcript has 3 exons. The record is from RefSeq and is a predicted model, not a curated record. Bases 814 to 1116 code for a protein of 100 amino acids. NCBI's taxonomy places the organism in Eukaryota, Metazoa, Arthropoda, Insecta, Hymenoptera, Apidae.
UUUUAAUAAUAAUUAAAUAACUAUUCAAAAUUCAUUUUUUCAUAAACGACACUCGCACUAUCUGCUCAAACGAUUAAAACUCACAACAAAAGUCCAUAAAUAUGCAUUGUAAAUUAAACGUCGAACAUGUAAUAUUCAUAAUAAAAAUCCUAUAAAUCACAAUAUAUUAACAUUCAACAUAAACACACAUUCUUGAAUUUCAUAGUUUUAGGAUGAAUGUAUCACUAGUAGCACAGAUUCAUAUGCCAAAUUAAGGUUAGAACACAAAAAUCGGCUCUGUAGGUGUAGUUGCACAUUGUUUAUGAUUAUCUAUUAGAAACUGAAGAUAUUCUAAUGGAUAGAACGAAAUCAUAAUUAUAGAAAAGUAUGUAACUACAAAUACUAGAGUUCGGUGAGAAAGAAUCACACAGUGUAGAUUGCAAACGUUUCACGAUGUACUGCACUCAGUGCUCUACAAGAAGGAGAAGAGACGACAGGUGACUGGUGCCUGCGCCAUGCGCAUUGCUCGCUCGACCUCGGCAACACUCGAGCACGCUCGUCAUUGCUCGGGCGCCUCCGGCGGCGAAUGGUGGGGCGAGCAGUGUAUCCGUGACGUCACAUAAUUAGAGUAAAUACAAAGUAGUCUUGAUGGGACAGCGGCGUGCGCCGCACCGUGAGUCGCUGGUCCGCGCGCGUCAAACCUAUAUCGUUUCGAUACACGCACACCGCGUUUGUGUAGCUCGUGAUAUAUUGCGCUAUGUGCCGUCAGUGUGUGUGUACCAAAGGAUCCUAGAUGACUGUGGGAAUAGUAAGUGACACUCGUGCAGCAAAGAAAUGGAAAAGAUAGAGUUAUUGGGCGGUGCUUGCUUUAGCCACGGCCCGUACACGUUCUACAAAGCGGUUAGAAUAGGAAAUGGUCGUGUACUUCGUCUUGGAAGCUUCUUCCUCACGAAAUUGUGGAGUGAUGCCGAUCUUGUCAGCAUCGGGGAACUUCAGCUGUUGUGGAUGGACAGCCGGGGACCGAAUCAACCUCUGGCAUCGUUGCGGUUGUACUUCUUGCCGGAGAACACCCCGGAUGGCCGAAGGGACACGCAUGGAGAGCAUGGUUCGCAUGGUUGCCGAGGAUCUCGGGGUUAGGGAGGAAUCGGGGACGACAGGGGUGGACCAGGGGUGCCAAAUGGAAGCUAUAGCGGAGCAUAGAGCUACUCUGUAUGGGUAAGUGGAGAGAGCCAGUGUUAUUGGUUUUUGUUGCGCAUGCCUACUGCCGGCGCCAAUCUGGCGAAUUAUUAGCCAAGUUUAACUGGCCAGAGGUGAGAUAGAUUAUGACAGAAGUUGGUAAUUUAAUGGCCUCACUCCUCUCUCGCGUAUUAAUCGAUUAAUAUUUCUCUCUUUUUUUUUUUUUCUUUUUCUUUUCGAUCUAAUCAAAAUUAUUGAUUUUAAAAAUCAAUUCAAUUCUUCCUCUUGUGUAAUUCGUUUCUUUUUUUUUUUUUUUUUUUUUUUUGAUUUUUAGUCACCGAAAUUUAUCGGAUAUUUUAUUAGCACGAUCGUUGAUCGGUUUUUAUUCGAGACACCGGAAAAUUAUGAGUGUUCUUUUUUCAAAAAUAAUAUGAAUAAAUGAAAUAAUAUUGAAAAUAUAUGUAUUUGAGACCUUUUCAGGUAGAAUACAUUUUGUUAUAAAUUGUUGAAUUUUUAUGAAUACGUAAUACAUAAUAUAAUAUAUUUGAAAAUAUAAAUUUUUCCGUUUACACACAGUUUUCUUUGAUUAAAUAUUUUAUUAUAUUUAUUAUUUAUUAUAUUUCUCAAUGGAAAUUUUAAUAUUUAUGAUACUAAUAAAUAUAAUAAUAAUAUAUAGAAAAGAAGAGAAGAAUACAAAGUAGUAAAAAUUUUGUUUCCUUCGAAGUUUUCAAUUACUUUUAUUGAAUUCUUUUUUAUUUUUCAUUUUCUGCUGCCUUCUGACGAGAUAUGAGAAAAAUUGACGAAUAAGCAAUCGAUCAUCGAUUCUUAGGUCUUACAUACCAUUUUAUUGCUUUCUGUCUACUCCCUCGAUGGCACAAAACGAAUUUUGAUGUGUAAUCACGAGAAACGAUCCGAGAGUUCGUAAAAAGGAACAUAAGAGAUUUAUGAACUUAAGAUUUCUGUUCUUAUUCGGCCAUACUCUUUUAUUCAAGAAAAGAA